Molecule: messenger RNA, 2844 nt
Organism: Hirundo rustica (Barn swallow)
Lineage: Eukaryota; Metazoa; Chordata; Aves; Passeriformes; Hirundinidae
Product: suppressor of tumorigenicity 14 protein-like
Exons: 17
Coding region: 1-2331 (776 amino acids)
Biological process (GO): proteolysis
Molecular function (GO): protein binding; serine-type endopeptidase activity
Source: RefSeq, a predicted model, not a curated record
AUGCUGCAGGCUUUUCCCCCUGGCCACGUUUCUGUGUACAGCAUUCCAGCUCCAGAUGCUGAACGGGCUGCAGGGCAGGAAAGUCUGCGUGUUUGCUACUGCCCAUCCUACCAAGAAAAUUUGCGCCAAAAGUAUUGUUUCUUCAAAUGGAUUAAAUGGAGGAAAUAUCUUCUAGGAAUAUUACCUACAGUUUCUUUAACAGUUACAGCAAUUGUGCUGGUCUUGCACUACUCACACUUUUCGGCUUUUUCCUUUAUUUAUAUCGGUGGAAGUGUAGAAAUUCCUAAUUUGACUUAUACAAAUGACCUCAGUGAUCCAACAUCACAGAAGUUCCUCCUGCAAGCAAAAGCAAUCCAAAAUCAUUUGGCAGGAGCAUAUGAAUCUUCCUUCUUGGGAAAGUACUACUUGAAGUCUGUAGUGGCUGCUUUCAGUGAAGGAGAAUCUGGGUUGCGAGCUUACUUCUGGAAUACGUUCUGGGCACCACAAGAUGUGGUUGCUUCUCUUAAAAAAUUAACCCCAGUACAACAAAAAGGAAUCUGUACUAAACAAGCAGCUCCCUUGUUCAGAUCUGGGGAAGAAGAUUUUGAUCGUGUUACAAUGGAGCUUUUUGUUUCAGAUUCCACAGGAUAUGAUGUGAUGGUAAAAUCAGCAGUAUCCUUUGAUCUGUAUGCCAAGCCAGGUAACAACAGGACUCUAACUCUGAUGAAUCCCAAAAAGUCGUUUUAUCAAUGGAGACUGCGAGUUCCUUCUAAUUACGUGGUGAGACUGGUAGUUAUCACUUUGCGUGGUGUCACUCCAGAGAGCUGUGCAUCGCACCACUUGUCAGCAUAUGAUUUCCUUCUUCCACUGCAGAACAAGAUCAUUACCAGAUGGUGUGGGCCUGGGACCUGGACUCCUGUUGUGCAUUUAACUUCAUCAAGUAAUGUAAUGUUGCUUACCUUCUCACUGGACCGAAGAGGAGAAAGCAGCAUAUUAAAAGCUCACUUUAAAGCUGUUCCUAAAAUCAUAUGUGGUGGUCAUUAUAUUUCCUGGAAUGGGACACUGAGUUCCCCUUAUUACCCAAGUUACUACCCACCAAACAUUGACUGCACCUGGAUCAUCAAGGCACCAUUGCCUGGCUACAAAAUCUCAAUGAAAAUCCUUGUAAUACAAAUUCAAGAGAAGUCUCCAGGGUCCAGUAAAUGUGAUAAAGACUGGUUAGAAAUUGAUGGAGUUAGAUACUGUAAAGCUCUUUCAGAAAACAACAGGAACAGAGAAUAUGGCUAUUCUGUUGCAAUCAAUUUCCAUUCUGAUGAGCUGGUCACCAACAGAGGGUUUUAUAUUGAAUACAAAGCUUUCAGUCACACAGACCGCUGUAAUCCAGAACAAUUGAACUGUGGUGAUGGGAAGUGUAAACCUCAGUAUAAGUCCUGUAAAGAUGAUGACAGCUGUGGGCAGGACAGUGAUGAAAAGAACUGCUCCUACAAAAGUUGCUCCCCUUAUGCAUACAAGUGCCUCAAUGGAAAAUGCUUGCUGAAACCAAAUCCUGAGUGUGAUGGGGAAAGAGACUGUACAGAUGGAUCUGAUGAAAUGAGCUGUGCUUGUGGAAGACGACAGCUUAAGAAAAACAGAAUUGUUGGAGGUGAAGAUGCGAGAUCUGAGAAGUGGCCUUGGCAAGCAAGUUUACAGAUGGGGACCCAUGGCCACGUGUGUGGCGCGUCUGUGAUUUCCAACAGGUGGCUCGUAUCUGCUGCCCAUUGCUUCCUGGAUUCUGGUUCUGUGAGAUACUCCGUUCCAAGGGGAUGGAGAGCGUAUAUGGGCUCACGUACUAUUAAUGGAAAGAGCAAUCGUGUAGCUACGAGAGCAAUCAUAAGGAUUAUUGUCCACCCACAGUAUGACCAAUCUAUCUCAGACUAUGAUAUUGCCCUGUUGGAAAUGGAGACUCCUGUACUCUUCAGUGAGCUGGUACAGCCCAUUUGUUUACCCAGCACCUCUAGAGUAUUUCUUUAUGGAACUGUCUGCUAUGUAACUGGCUGGGGAGCCAUAAAAGAAAAUAGUCAUCUUGCCAAAACACUGCAGGAAGCUCGAGUGAGAAUCAUUAACCAAAGUGUUUGCAACAAGCUCUAUGAUGAUCUUAUUACUUCACGUAUGCUGUGUGCUGGGAAUCUCAAUGGUGGUGUUGAUGCAUGCCAGGGAGAUUCUGGAGGUCCCUUGGCCUGCACAGGGAAGGGCAAUAGAUGGUACCUGACUGGGAUUGUGAGCUGGGGUGAGGGGUGUGCUCGACGCAAUCGUCCUGGUGUGUACACCAAGGUGACAGCACUUUAUGACUGGAUCCGUCGGAAUACAAACUGAUGAGCCAAGGAGAAAAAGCAGGUCACCCCUGUGUGAAAGCUGCUUCCUACUGUAGUCGAUUUGAUGAUACAACAUGAAAAUGCCAUUGACUGUUCCUUCAUGAAAAAAUGCACUUUUUAAAUUAAGAAACUAUCAUUUGUGAUUCAUCUAGCAAUAACUGUUCAGCCUCCAAGGAACUUCAGAUUCCUUAUGGAUUCAUCUUCCUUACGCCUAUUUGCAGAAACAGAACUGCCUUAAAAACAAAAUAAAAUGGAUUAGAACCUGUAACAAAAACCUAGCCAUACUUCAUUCAUAACCCUUCUCCUCUCCUUCCUUGUCCAAUGUUAUCUGUAUUUGUUUCCACAUAUGCAUAUCUGGAUAAAAAUGGCCACACGCCAUAUAUAUAUAGCUCUUUAGGGAUGUUACAGGAUUCUAAACAUAAAUAAUUAUUUCAUAGCUCUUAAAAAUAUGAAUAUUGUGUACAAUAUGUAUUGUGUACAAAGCUGAGAUUAAUUCUUUCUAGUUAUGUGCGAC